This is a messenger RNA of Alligator sinensis (Chinese alligator), 1173 nucleotides long. It is a transcript of the gene GSX2, whose product is annotated as GS homeobox 2. Lineage: Eukaryota; Metazoa; Chordata; Crocodylia; Alligatoridae. Gene Ontology annotation, cellular component: nucleus. The record is from RefSeq and is a predicted model, not a curated record. Gene Ontology annotation, biological process: regulation of DNA-templated transcription. The annotation marks the transcript as partial. The transcript is spliced from 2 exons. Gene Ontology annotation, molecular function: sequence-specific double-stranded DNA binding; DNA-binding transcription factor activity, RNA polymerase II-specific.
GCGCUGAGCCACCCCGCGCAUCACGCCCCUGCCUGCGCCGCCGCCACCUACAGCGUCAGCGACCCGCGCCGCUUCCACUGCCUCGGCAUGGGCGGCUCUGACACCAGCCAGAUCCCGAACGGCAAGAGGAUGCGGACGGCGUUCACCAGCACGCAGCUGCUGGAGCUGGAGCGGGAGUUCUCCUCCAACAUGUACCUGUCGCGGCUCCGGCGCAUCGAGAUCGCUACCUACCUCAACCUGUCCGAGAAGCAGGUGAAGAUCUGGUUCCAGAACCGCCGGGUUAAGCACAAGAAGGAGGGCAAGGGCACCCCGAGGAACGGGCACGGGGGCUGCAAGUGCGCCAGCAGCCAGGGGCAUUACCCCCGCUCGGAGGACGAGGAGUCUUUAUCCCCCUCGUCGGCCCCCGAGGACAAAGAGAUCUCCCCCUUGUAGAGCACUCGCGGCUUCCCUUGAACCUGGCGUCGCCGCUCUCUGAACUCGCUGCUCGGCCAUAUGGGGGCAAGCCGGAGCCGGACGCGAGAGCCGGGGCUGAGGCCGCUUCAUUCACCUGCCGCGAGCUGUCAUCCUGCUAGGAGCAAACACACACAAGGACGCAGUUCUUUUCCGGCUCCAUUCUCCCGUGAGGUUACCUUUACCCCAGCCCCAGCCCUAGAUCUAUAUUUUUGAAUGUACAUGUUUCAGUCGUGAGAGUUUCAGCGAAAACGCGACUUUAACUAUGAGCGAACCCGGGACUGGAUUUUCCUAUGUGCAUGACAGGUUUCUCCCCCGCCCCCCUUCCCCAGUACAGUUUAAGAAAAUCUCAUUUCAUGGCUUGUUUGUUUGUUUACUGAAUGUUCUGACGUUGAGGAUUUAGACAUAAAAGAAAGACAGGAAAAACGUUUAGGUCUAUCUGCCAAUCAUCUGUACAGAGUUUUAAAAAAUGACAGUCAUCCCUUUGUAUGUGAAUAGUUUUAUAUCAAAUUUAUAUUUAUAUUUAUUUAAAUAAAUGAGGUCAGGCAAGAAUUUUAAUUGUUUUUCAUCUUCAAGUGCCAGCCUAGUUCAAAGAAUGAUGGUGUUCAUACUCGGGCAAAAUGUUUCUCUCUCUCUCUUAUUUCUAAUCCCCUUUGUACUAUAAAUGAAUUAGUGUGUUUCAGAAAUAUAUAAACCAUGCCAAUAAAUGCCAUCGGCUACUAA